GAAGGGGAGGAGACAGGAGGAACGUUUUGCACUUGUGUUUUUUGAAGCAGUCCGUCAACGUGUUUCGUCUUCAGUGUGUUACACUUUGUGUUGCCAUCAUGCCUGCUGCAAAGGGCAUCAAGAGGAAAACGUCCCAUGGUGUGAAAGAUGACAGAGAUGCGAAGAAAGUUAAAGUGUUCCACAGGAGUCAUGGCAAAGAAGCUGGGCAGGUUCUUGUUCUGGGCCAGGGUGAUGUUGGCCAAUUGGGUUUAGGCGACAACAUCAUUGAGCGAAAGAAACCAGCUCUUGUAACGCUACCUGAGAAAAUUGUGCAGGUGAUGGCUGGAGGCAUGCAUACUGUGUGCCUAAGCAACACUGGUCAUGUCUACACUUUUGGCUGUAAUGAUGAAGGUGCCCUUGGACGGGAAGUAUCCGAGCUGUGCUCCGAGAUGAUUCCAGGAAAGGUGGUACUGGAGGACAAGGUGGUCCAGGUGUCGGCUGGGGACAGUCACACAGCUGCACUCACAGAAGUUGGAACAGUGUACAUCUGGGGAACUUUCAGGGAUAAUAAAGGAGUAAUCGGUCUUUUGGAACCUAUGAAAACAUCUCCCCUUCCAGUCAAAGUGCCCAUGCAUGAACCUGUUAUGAAAACUGUAUCUGGUAAUGACCACCUUGUACUGCUGACAGUGGAUGGACAUCUCUACACAUUGGGGAAUGCAGAGCAGGGGCAGCUGGGAAGGGUGCCUGAGGUGUUCACUGAUAGAGGAGGCAGGCAGGGACUUUCCCGGCUGCUGGAUCCUCAGAAGGUGACACUCAAAAGAAAGGUUGAGUUUGUCGAUGCUUUCUGUGGGUCAUACAGUACCUUUGCUUUGUCAAAAGAAGGGAGUGUGUAUGGAUUUGGCCUGUCCAACUAUCACCAGCUUGGCACAAAAAGCAUCAGCACAUGUUUUUUCCCACAAAAACUGUCAUGCUUCAAGAACUCUACCACCUCUUGGGUUAACUUCUCUGGAGGACAACAUCACACACUGUGCCUUGAUGUUGAAGGCCAGGUAUAUAGCUUGGGUAGAGCAGAGUAUGGUCGUCUUGGUUUGGGCCAAGGUGCUGAAGAGAAAAGUGAGCCUACACCUGUGAUGGGGAUGGAGCCAGUCGGUGGAGUAACAUGUGGGGCAUCUGUCAGUUAUGCCGUCACCAGAGAAGGAUCUGUUUAUGCCUGGGGCAUGGGCACAAACUUGCAGCUGGGCACAGGUGAGGAAAGUGAUGAGUGGAGCCCCGUGAAGAUGACAGGCAAGCAGCUGGAGAACUGUGCAGUGUAUGCCUCCAGUGGAGGGCAGCACACGGUGCUUUUGGUGAAAGACAAACAGGAGAGUUGAUGUCUCCCUCAGGCAAAAUGACAGGCCAUCUUUUGAUUGAUUUUGAGUUGGGCUUUGGUAAUGUAGCUUAAGUAUGGGGACGGGGUUAAUCUAAAUUUAACUUCUAAUGCUGAGCCAGGGCAGCGUACACUGUGCAGAGGAUGGGCUUAGUUCCUUAUGAGAAUUCUCUCUGUGGGAGGAAAAAAAAGUUGAUGGUUCAUUGCAAACUGCUCUAUUUUUUUUUCUUUUAAUUUUUGUUUUAAAUCAAGUUUUGGGUGCUUCAUUUUAGUAUGUCUUUCAAUAAGUCAUUAGAGUGACUGAUAGUACGUUUGAUGUUUAUGAAUGUGCGUCUAUAAUUGCGGGUGUGUUCACAUACACCUUGGCAAAAACUAUUGAAAGUUAAUAUUUCCCAACUGAAGAUGUUCCUUUUUAACAAUACAUGUAACGUCAAAUCUGUCUACUUUAUUUAAAAAUAGUAAUUACAAGAUGAUAUGAGUUACUUUACUAUGUCAGAUUCACAGUGGACCACCAGGUUACAUAGAAAAAGAUUAAUCAAUCUUUAAAUGACAUGGAAGAUUACAGAAAACAAAAUCACUGGUAAAAUCUCUGAAUGAGUAAUUGGCAUAAUUUGGGGUUAAUUGGGUCUACCUGAAGAAUUACUGCUGUGUUUGUGUGUGUGUGUGCGCGGGGGGGGGGGGGGGGGGGCUCAAUAAUUGAGCAAAUUGGUUUGUAGCAAAAUUUUGUAUCUACAUAAUUUUAGUUCCUUCUUAGAAGCCGUCUGUAAAAGUUUCUUGCUGCCACAAUCGAUAUAGUUUACUACAGAAAAAUAUGAAAACCUUAGGAACAUAAGGACAGUAAACGAGGAAGACGGACAGUAAUUAAUGAACACAACAGUGAACUGGAAGUGUGACUCGGGCUGCAACGAACUUUCAUAAUCACUUAUUCAGUUGUUUUCUCGAUUAAUCGAUUAGUUAAUAAAAUGGUGAAAAAUGUCCAUGUUGUCCAGAGCUGAAGAUGAUUCCUUUGUGUCUUGCUUUGUCCAAAACCCCAAUUACAGCCAGUUCUGAGUAAAAUAAACCAGAAAGUUAUCAUAUUUAAGAAACUGAUAUCACAUUUGAAUAUAUAUGUAUAUUUAUAUAAAAAUCAAAACUAUCAGAAACAAUUGUUGGGGGUUAAUUUGAUUUAUCAGUGAUUUGUUGCAGCUUUAACUGUGACAGCGGUUCCCCUUUAAGACGACCGCUAUGACCUGGAAGAUAGAGGAACAAGUUACUCAAAAGUCAGCAUAGUAAAAGCUAGACAGCAGUUUAGUUGAUUACCAGGGUAAUGCCUGACAGUCAAGGGCUGAGUCUUUAUUUUUAAUGUCAGUUUAGGUUGAGUGUCUUCUCCUUCGUGGUGGACAGGUCAAGAUAAUAGAGCACUCUCUUAAAGAGAUGUCACAUUUCUGUCUGAUGCCGCCAACCUCCUUCAGUUCAUUACUUUUGAUUUAAAAAAUUUUUCAAAUCUCUUCUCACUGCCACCUGCACCCUCUGCUGUAUUCUUCAAUUAGUUCCUUAAAAAUGGACAGAGCUUCCCUCAUUAACCCAUAAUUAUGUCAAUUACGUAUUCAUUAACUUGUAAAAUGAUUUUCAUUUAUUUGUGGAAUCUUCCAUACUGUUUAGAGGCAUUCGUUUUGGUGUGUGUGUGAGUGAGAGUGUGAGAGACCCCGUGAACCACUGAAAAUCUGACAUGAAUAAAAUCUGACACAAAUCUGUUCUAUCAGUUUUAUUUAAACAACGUUAUCUGGAAAUAAAAUGGACAUUAUAAUGGAUCUGCCUGCUUUUAAAGUGGAUUAUAAAGGUUUUUCAAAGGUGUAUGUGAACUUAUGUCUGCAACUGUACGAUUAACGAAAUGACUGCACACCUUUUCACGCUGCAAGCCUUUUUACUGUUUUGUUUGGUAUCACUUCAGACUGGAUUUUUUAUGUAGUGUUGGUUUCAUAUGUGGGACUACUGUCUUUUAUCGAUGCCACACAGUUGUCUGGCCAUUUGACUGUGUGGACAUUUCAAUAAUGCCACUGUAUUCUACAUUUUCCUGUCUGAAAAUAAAGAUAAUAUUUUACACGAUGAA
Molecule: messenger RNA, 3434 nt
Organism: Thalassophryne amazonica
Lineage: Eukaryota; Metazoa; Chordata; Actinopteri; Batrachoidiformes; Batrachoididae
Gene: rcc1
Product: regulator of chromosome condensation 1
Cellular component (GO): cytoplasm
Molecular function (GO): guanyl-nucleotide exchange factor activity
Source: RefSeq, a predicted model, not a curated record